CUAACCUACGUCUCCAGAACUCAACUCCUUUAAUUCAUCGCCAAAUUUCAGCAUUGAUUGUAGAGCCCGCCUGUGAACUGAUUCCUAGCAGCUCCAACAGGAAAUGGCUCAUGCACGAAUUUCUGAAUGGCGAAAGCUGCCUGUGAGCUUGGCGGAGUUGUGCAUCAACACCACGCUCCGCUGUGGCCAAUCCUUUAGAUGGCGACAGAUCAAUGAUGAAUGGAUAUGUACCUUGCACGGGCGCAUCCUGUCUCUGAAGCAAGAUUCUACACACCUGCAUUAUAAAGUCACCUGGCCAGAGACGCGACUCAGUGCUCUCACUUCACCCUCAGCUACGGAUGACACAGAGGCACUCUUGCGCCACUACUUCAGCCUGAACGUGGACCUUGGAAAAUUGUAUGAUCAGUGGUCACAAGCCGACCCCAACUUUCGAAAAAGGGCGUCCAAGUUUAUGGGAGUUCGCAUUCUCAAUCAGGAUGCCUGGGAAGCCUUGAUAGGCUUUAUUUGUAGCAGCAACAAUAACAUCCCCAGAAUAUCGCAAAUGGUUCAUAAAUUAUGCAAGCACUAUGGCCCUCUCAUCGGACAUAUUGGAGAUGAGGCAUUCCACGACUUUCCAACUCCUGAUGCAUUGACAGGCAAGCAGGUGGAGUCUCAUCUCAGAGAACUUGGGUUUGGAUACCGCGCGAAAUACAUCGCCGAGACAGCGCGGAUGGUAUCAGAGGAGAAGCCAGCCGACUGGCUAGAAACCCUCCGGAAUCCCGAGACCCCAGGCUUCAAUACGCUCCCAGUGCCAGAGGACCAGCAUGUAACCUACAAGGAGGCACAUGAACAACUCCUCACCCUCAAGGGUGUCGGUCCGAAAGUUGCAGACUGUGUUUCUCUCAUGGGUUUGGGAUGGAGUGAGUCAGUUCCAGUGGACACACACGUCUGGCAAAUUGCCCAGAGGGAUUAUAAGUUUGGCAAGACGAAGACGAAGACGUUCAAUAAAGCCAUGUACGAUGCAGUGGGAGACCACUUCAGGGCGCUCUGGGGAAAGUACGCAGGCUGGGCGCAUUCGGUCCUCUUUACCGCUGACUUACGGGAGUUCUCUGACAGAGUGGCAAAGAAGGAAGACGCUGGUAAGGUGAAGAUUAAGGAAGAAAUUGUGGAAGAAGAUGACCAGGUCCCGAAACGGAAGAGGGAACGGAUGAUCGAGACAAUUACGACGCAGGUCAAGACAGAGGUCAAAACAUGGACCGAGACAGACCCCAGAACAGGGGUCAAGACAGAGUUCGUCAAGAGGGAGGUCACCAGGGAGAUUACGAGGGAGAUCAAGAGGAAGCCCCAGAGGGAGCCAAAGGCGGAAAUCAAGUCUGAGGAAGGGACAGCGACAAUUGUAGACGUCGGACGCAGACCGAAAAGACUGCGGACUAAUUAGGACGAAGUCGUGAGACGUACGCGGAUCUCAGAUCCAGUCUGUCCUCCAAUAAGGAGCGUGUUUGAGGCUAUUCUCUGGCUGCGAAACGAGAAGAUUUUGUUAUAGUUAGCAUAGAGGGCUUAAUGUACCACCGAGGAAAAAAUAGGCACUGUAAUUAAUUUAAAUAUUUUCCCCAA
This is a messenger RNA of Ilyonectria robusta, 1593 nucleotides long. RefSeq names its product N-glycosylase/DNA lyase. The transcript has 3 exons. Gene Ontology annotation, cellular component: nucleus. The record is from RefSeq and is a predicted model, not a curated record. Gene Ontology annotation, biological process: base-excision repair, AP site formation; nucleotide-excision repair; base-excision repair. The coding region runs from base 104 to 1417 and encodes 437 amino acids. Gene Ontology annotation, molecular function: 8-oxo-7,8-dihydroguanine DNA N-glycosylase activity; damaged DNA binding. Lineage: Eukaryota; Fungi; Ascomycota; Sordariomycetes; Hypocreales; Nectriaceae.